Messenger RNA from Cuscuta campestris, 2099 nucleotides. The record is from the annotation of a GenBank genome assembly. Lineage: Eukaryota; Viridiplantae; Streptophyta; Magnoliopsida; Solanales; Convolvulaceae.
GCUUAACUUGAUAAUGUGAAUUUUCCACUUUAUGACUUAUUUUUACAAAAAUCAAUUCAAAAGAUAAAAGGGUAUAGGGUGGAAAACGGCACCGUUCUGUUCUCUGACUUCAGUGCACCAUUCUUUUCGUCCACCCAUAGCCUGGUGCGGCACUUUCCAGAAAAUUCUCCAAAGAAAGCUGGCCAUAGAUGGAGCAGAGAAGUGUUCGAUUUGCUUUUGGAUUCAUAGCGCUGAUAAUUUAUGCUCAUGCGUUAAUCAGAGAAGCCUCCGCUUCAAUUCAUGAGUACCGAAAUGAGCAGUUCAUCCCGAAGUCCAACGCCUUCUUCUUCCACGGAGGCACUGAAGGCCUUUUAGCUUCCGAGCUCGAACACUCAUCUGCUAAUAUCUCCAUUGAUAAACCCUUAAAAGGAAAAUCCUUCAUCAGGUUUGAAGAUAUUACCUUUGUGAGGACAAAAGAAUCAAUUGAUAGUAAAAGUGCCAUGCGGAGUAAAAAUGGUCUGGUUGAGGCCAUCAUUCUUGAGGUGAAAGACAGAGAAAGAAUCGGAGACUCAUUGCCAAAAUCUAAUGCAAUUUGCUGCACCAAAGAACUUGCUGAUGAUAAACUCUGCACCGUAGGGGAGGUUAUCAUUCAGAGACAUCCCGACAACCCAGAGUGGCCCAAACGAAUCCAGAUAUUUUUUGAAGGAGAUCACCAAGAAGCUAAAAUGGAUCCCCAAUCGGUUGAAAUAAACAGUACAGGCAUUUAUUAUCUCUAUUUCAUGUUCUGUGAUCCGCAACUACAGGGUACAGUCAUUAGCGGAAGAAGUGUGUGGAAAAACCCAGAUGGUUAUUUGCCUGGGAAAAUGGUCCCCUUAGUGACCUUUUAUGGAAUUUCAUCUUUAGCUUAUCUCGUGCUUGGUCUUUUCUGGUUUGUAAGAUUUAUACAGUACUGGAAGGAUGUCAUUCAAUUGCAUUCUCAUAUUACAGUAGUUAUUGCUCUUGGCAUGGUUGAAAUGGCUCUCUGGUACUUUGAGUAUACAAAUCUUAAUUCAACAGGAAGGAGGCCAAUGGCAAUCACUCUCUGGGCAGUAACAGUUAGCUCAAUAAAGAAGACCUUAUCACGUGCGCUUCUUUUGAUGGUCUCAAUGGGAUAUGGUGUUGUCAAACCUACCCUCGGUGGUGUAACUUCCAAAUUAUAUCUUUUAGCUCUCACAUAUUUUAUUUCCUUGGAGGCACUUGAACUUGUUGAACACUUGGGCAAUAUCAAUGAUUUCUCGAGAAAAACAAGGUUAUAUUUGGUAUUGCCUGUUGCUUUCUUGGAUGCCUGGUUCAUUUCAUGGAUAUUUUCAUCGUUAUCCAAAACACUAGAAAAGCUUCAGGUACGAAAAAGCAUUGCAAAACUGGAUCUCUACAGAAAGUUUACCAACUCCCUUGCAAUCUUUGUUCUGCUAUCCAUAGCUUGGGUUGGCUAUGAGCUAUACUUCAAUGCAAGUGACCCAUUAGGCGAGUUAUGGCGAUUUGCUUGGAUAAUUCCUGCUUUUUGGACGGUCCUAGCAUUUUCUUUGUUGGUGGUUAUAUGUGUUCUUUGGGCUCCCUCACGUAAUCCGACCAGAUAUGCGUACUCUGGGGAGACCGUAGAUGACUUAGAUGAAGAGGCUAUCUCACUGACAAGUGCAGUCAGGGUAGUAGUCGGUGACUCAGGAACAAUGCUUGAAAGGAAGGAAAAGAAGGGGCCCACUUCAACCGAACGAGAAGACAUAGAAGAGGACAAGCGAGAAUAGAUAGCAACUUCACUCCCCACCACCACCACCACCACCACGGCCACCACCCAAUCCCUCCACCCACCCUUGUGGCACAUGCCGCGUCUUUUUUCUUGCUCGCAAGGGGUAAAGUAGGACGAAAUUUUAUAUAUAUGCCGUGGGAUGUACAAAGGUGGUUAUGAUUUGUAUAGUGAUUAGUGAAACCUCACAACGUUAACGGAUGGCUAAAAUCUCAAUAUCUCACUCAUGACUCAUCUGUAAAAAGAUUUUCGAGAUCCUUAGUUGGAAGUUGAUCUCUUAUGGAGUGUAAAUCUUAAAAGCAUUAUAUUAUAUGCCUACUAAUAUAAGUUUCCAGUUUCU